Messenger RNA from Amorphotheca resinae ATCC 22711, 2117 nucleotides. RefSeq names its product glycosyltransferase family 22 protein. Gene Ontology annotation, molecular function: alpha-1,6-mannosyltransferase activity. Bases 222 to 2045 code for a protein of 607 amino acids. The record is from RefSeq and is a predicted model, not a curated record. Gene Ontology annotation, cellular component: endoplasmic reticulum membrane. The transcript has 3 exons. Gene Ontology annotation, biological process: protein N-linked glycosylation. Lineage: Eukaryota; Fungi; Ascomycota; Leotiomycetes; Helotiales; Amorphothecaceae.
GUUUGACUUCUUGGAUCUCUUUCCACGAGACCAUCUACUGUUCUUAUUUUCUUUUCCAUAUAUCGCGGCCAUAUGAUGAAACUGCAACAGUGACAUCUGUCGUCUUCAUUCUCCGUCUAUUGGGUUGCCCAUAGGAGGCUCAAGGCUUAUCUACCUUAUGCAAAGCUUCAAAGCUCUCUUCCAAGCUCCACUCUAAGGACACGGCAUCUAGAGACUGCAAGAUGAAGGCUCCUGAUCUCAUCCUCUACCUUCUAAUCCCGACCCUCAUUCUUAUCCACCUCCUGGUAGCCCCUUACACCAAGGUCGAGGAGAGCUUCAAUAUCCAAGCAACCCACGACAUAAUACACCAUCAACCUUUCUCCGGUAUCCAGAACUUUGAUCAUGUCUCCUUUCCCGGCGCUGUUCCGCGAACAUUCGUCGGGGCGCUCCUCCUUGCCGCUCUAUCUAAACCAAUACUGUUACUCACAGGUUCUGAGGACAGUAUUCAACAUGCCCAAGUCAUAGUCCGAGCGGUUCUAGGCCUGCUGAAUGCUGCUGCUUUGUUGAGAUAUAAGACUGGCUUAGACAAGGCAUUUGGGAAGAACGUUGGGAGAUGGUAUAUCUUGUUACAAGCCAGCCAGUUUCAUGUGAUAUAUUAUGCAUCCAGGACGCUGCCGAAUAUGUUUGCUUUUGCACUGACUACACUCGCACUCCGCGAAUUCCUUCCCAUCACAGGCGAGAGGAGGCAAAGUAAUCUGGGGAUUUUCCUCUUGGUCCUUGCAGGUGUUAUUUUCCGCUCGGAAAUUGCGCUUUUAUUAUUCACGCAAUUGGCUUUUCUUCUAGUCCAGUCCCGGGUCUCACUACAAAGCAUCAUUCCUACGGGUCUGAUAAGCGCUCUCGUCGCCCUCGCCAUAUCGAUACCCGUGGACUCCUACUUCUGGCAACGACCCAUCUGGCCCGAGCUUGCGGGCUUCUACUACAAUGCCAUUCAAGGAAAGUCUGCGGACUGGGGAACCUCUCCCUAUAUCUACUAUUUCAGCUCUCUCCUCCCACGCCUUCUUCUCAACCCACUUAUCCUUAUUGCCCUCAUCCCCCUCUCCUUGAUAAUUCCCGCAACGAGAUUCCAAUCACGAGACUUGGUGGUCCCAUCCGUCCUCUUCAUCGCUAUCUAUAGUCUUCAGCCACAUAAAGAAUCACGCUUCAUCAUAUACGUUGUACCAGCUCUCACGGCCGCUGCCUCGCUCUCCGCAUCCUAUAUCUGGACGCGGCGCUCAAAGUCCAUAUUGUACAGUUUCGGCGCUCUCUUUCUUGCUGCUUCAAUAACAAGCAGCUUUGCAGGAAGUACAGCCAUGCUCCUAAUCUCCUCCCUCAAUUACCCCGGCGGCGAAGCUUUAUCUCGUCUACACAACUUCCUGGCUCAGGACCCCUCAUCCAUCCCGACAAUCAACGGCACAGGCCUUGUGAAAAUUCACAUGGAUGUACUCUCGUGCAUGACCGGCAUUACGCGAUUCCAGCAAUACUCAUCCUUCGGGCUCAAUAGCGAGGAUUCCUUGGCGCUAGGUCGCGGACAGCUCCCUGAGAUUUCCGGAAUACGCACGCAUCUUGUUUAUGACAAGACCGAGGAGGGUGAUGAGCUAUUAGAUCCGCAAUGGUGGAGCAACUUUGAUUUUGCGCUGAUGGAGGAACCCGGGAAAGCGAUUGGGGCUUGGGAGGUCAUCAGUACGGUAUAUGCAUACGCCGGGAUAGAGGUUUUGAGACCCGGACAGAGAGGUGUUGGUGAGAUCUUGGAGACGACUUACGAGGCUAAUAACCUUACCAAGGAGACGCCGGAUAGUGCGGAAGUACGCAGUAGAGUUGAGGAGCUGAAGGGCUCCAACCUGUUGACGCAGGAGAUUCGAUCUUUAAACGUACUUAAAAACAAGUUCUUGAAGGGCGAACUAAGUAGGUACGAGAUCUACCUGCUACUUAAGGGUGAGGUGCGAUUAUUUACGGGUGGUUGGUGGGUUGGCCCGAGAAUGGUGCCGAGGAUUAGCAUCUUGAGAAGGAUUAAAGAUUCCCUCCCAUAGGGACUCUAUAGCCAGCCUACUCAAAGUAUCUGCUCUACCUCAAUUAUCAGUAACACAUAAACCAACUCUCCC